Molecule: messenger RNA, 1406 nt
Organism: Anthonomus grandis grandis
Lineage: Eukaryota; Metazoa; Arthropoda; Insecta; Coleoptera; Curculionidae
Exons: 2
Coding region: 145-1317 (390 amino acids)
Source: RefSeq, a predicted model, not a curated record
UACACGGUCCGGUUUCAACGGAUGCGAUAGAAACGCAUCCGUUUCUACUUCAUGGGAUUUACGUGAUACACACUGCGUUGAAAACGGAUAUGCAGUAAGAAAAUUUCCAAAAUUUAGUUGCUUCGAGAUUUUCAUAGAGAGACGAUGUCUUCGUUGCUGAGGAUUAUUUGUGGCCUUGAAGCAGAAGGUCUUUUGCGAGAGCCAAGACAACGUAAAUAUUGGAGGCAUCCAUAUUUUGAAAGUCGUGUAGAAAAAAAAAAAUUCGAAAAAUUUUAUACAAAUAUUCGGCAGUACAAUGACAAGUUUUUCAAUUAUUACCGAAUGUCGAAAAAAUCAUUUGACGAAUUGUUAUCUGUGUUAAAACAAGAUAUUUCAAGAAGAAAUACAACGAUGAGGACAGCCAUAUCAGCAGAGGAGCGAUUAACAAUUACAUUGAGGUAUUUGUCAACUGGUAACUCCUUUGCGGCCUUACAAUUUGAAUUUAAUAUUGCCCGGUGUACAAUUGGAAAAAUAAUACGUGAAGUGUGCCGAGCUAUUUGGACCUGCUUAAAAGAUAGAGAAAUGCCAAAACCCACUACAGAAAUGUGGCUAGAUAUUGCCGAUAAAUUUUAUAUGAAAACUGAUUUCCCAAAUUGUGUUGGAGCUAUAGAUGGCAAACAUAUACGUUGUAUAAAUCCACAUAAUAGUGGUUCUAAUUAUUUCAACUACAAAAAAUAUUUUUCGAUCGUAUUGAUGGCUGUGGUCGAUGCAAAUUUAAGUUUUAUUGCUAUAAAUGUUGGAGCCUAUGGAAAGGAAGGAGAUUCUACAGUAUUCCGAGAUAGUCCGUUGGGGAAAAAAUUAUACUCAGGAGCCUUGAAUUUGCCACCACCUCGUUGUUUACCGAAUACAGACGACAAUCCUCAGCCAUUUGUAAUGGUUGGAGAUGAAGCCUUUAAAAUAUCAUCAAAUUUGCUGCGCCCGUAUCCAUCUCGUAAUCUUACUCCAUGUAAAAGAGUGUUUAAUUAUCGCCUCUCACGAUGCAGACGUACGGUAGAAUGUGCUUUCGGUGUUUUAUCAAAUAAAUGGCGCGUUUUUCAUUCCGCCAUAUUAGUACAACCCGAAUUCAUUGACGAUAUUGUUAAGGCUUGCUGUAUCUUACACAAUUAUGUACGUAAAAGAGAUGGAAUUAAUUUCGAAGAUAUGGAUACUUAUUCAUUAAGUGACAUUGAUAAUUUUGGCGAAUCAAUAAGGGGCCAAGGUUUAGAUAUUAGAGAUUAUUUUGCAAAUUAUUUUAUGGGUCCCGGGGCAGUCAGUUUUCAAGACAAAUAUAUGUAUUAAUCCGUAUGUAUACGCUUAUAGGUAUAUCACAUUAAAAAUAAUAAAAUUUAUUCAUGUUACACUCAAUAAAUAAAAUAAAAUAAAAUCUA